Messenger RNA from Verticillium nonalfalfae, 2394 nucleotides. RefSeq lists its product as uncharacterized. The transcript is spliced from 6 exons. Bases 1 to 2394 code for a protein of 797 amino acids. Gene Ontology annotation, biological process: carbohydrate metabolic process. Gene Ontology annotation, molecular function: aldehyde-lyase activity. The record is from RefSeq and is a predicted model, not a curated record. Lineage: Eukaryota; Fungi; Ascomycota; Sordariomycetes; Glomerellales; Plectosphaerellaceae.
AUGCCGGGAGAGGUCAUCGACCGUCCCAAUCCAUCGGCGCUGCCGUCACAGCUGCCUGACGAGGUCCUGAACCUUGCAGUCAAGCUCCAGAGAAAGCCACUUGACAAAGAUGUAGCCCAAUCACUUGAAGACUUCCAGAAUGCCGCCUGCUACAUCGCGGCUGCUAUGAUCUUCCUGCAGGACAAUGCCCUCCUCGAGUCAGACCUCACGUUCGAUCACGUCAAGCCACGACUCCUCGGUCACUGGGGGACGUGUCCCGGCCUCAUUCUGGUCUGGUCACACCUCAAUCUCUUGAUCCGCAACCACGACCUCGAGAUGAUCUAUGUCAUCGGUCCCGGCCAUGGAGCGCCUGCCGCCCUGGCCUCUCUCUGGCUCGAGGGCUCCCUCGAGCGUUUCUAUCCCAAACAAUAUCCCGUCAACAAGAAGGGUCUCUCGAACCUUAUCAGCGGGUUUUCUGUGCCUGGAGGCUUUCCCAGCCACAUCAAUUCGGAGACGCCCGGUUCCAUCCACGAGGGCGGCGAGCUCGGCUAUGCUCUGGGGGUAUCUUUUGGUGCCGUCAUGGACAAUCCUGACCUGAUUGUCACUUGCGUGGUGGGAGAUGGUGAGGCGGAGAGCGGACCUACUGCAGCCGCCUGGCACGCCAUCAAGUAUAUUGACCCAAAAGAGUCUGGCGCCGUCAUUCCCAUCCUCCAUGUAAACGGCUUCAAGAUUAGCGAGCGCACCAUCUUUGGCUGCAUGGACGACAAGGAGAUAGUUUCGCUUUUCAGCGGUUACGGCUACCAGGUCUACAUUGUCCAGGACCUCGCCAAUAUCAACGAAGACCUCGCAAACGCACUGGAGUGGGCACUUUCUGAGAUUAAGAAGAUCCAAAAGGCUGCGCGGUUUGGAGAGCCAAUUUCUAAGCCCCGAUGGCCCAUGCUGGUGAUGAGGACCCCGAAGGGCUGGAGCGGACCCAAAAAGGUUGACGGUAAGAUUGUCGAAGGAUCGUUCAACUCGCACCAGGUUCCUUUGAAGAAGGCCAAAACGGACGAGAGCCAUCUCCGCAAUCUCAAGGAGUGGCUGUCGCACUACAAGAUUAACGAUCUCUUAACCGACGGAAAGCCGAACAACACCAUCCUCGACAUUCUCCCCAAAACGGACGCGAAGAAACUUGGCCAGUUCAAGCCAACACAUGAGCCUUACAUCGGUCUAGAUCUUCCUGACUGGAAGUCAUUCGGCGUCGAACGCGGCCACCAGAACAGCGAGAUGGAGGCGACGGCUAAGUUCCUUGACCGGGUCAUCCAACACAAUCCGCACACCUUCCGCAUGUUCUCACCCGACGAGCUGGAAAGCAACAAGUUUGGAGCUGUUCUCGAACAUACGGGGCGCAACUUCCAGUGGGACGAGUUUUCGAGGAACAAGGGGGGCCGCGUCAUUGAGAUUCUGUCAGAGCACUGCUGCCAGGGCUUCAUGCAGGGCUACACGCUCACCGGACGAGUCGCUCUGUUUCCCAGCUAUGAAUCGUUCUUAGGAAUCGUCCAUACGAUGAUGGUCCAGUACGCCAAGUUCAGCAAGAUCGCUCAGUCGCUUGACUGGCGCGGUGACCUGGCAUCGAUCAACUACAUCGAAACGAGCACCUGGGCGCGCCAGGAGCACAACGGCUUCUCCCACCAGAACCCCUCAUUCAUCGGAGCCGUCUAUCUGCCCCCCGACGCCAACUGCUUCCUUAGCACAGUCCACCACUGUUUGAAGUCCAAAAACUACGUAAACCUCAUGAUCGGCUCCAAGCAGCCGACUACAACCUUCCUCUCCCCCGAAGACGCCGAUAAGCAUUGCCAGGCCGGCGCCUCCAUCUGGCCUUUCGCCUCCACCCCACUCGCCGAGGGCGACCAACCCGACGUUGUCCUCGUCGGCAUCGGCGUCGAGGUGACCUUUGAAGUUGUCAAGGCCGCCGAGCUCCUGCGCACGCUGGCCCCGUCGCUCAAGAUCCGCAUCGUCAACGUCACGGACCUCAUGGUCCUCGUCGCCGAGUCGCGCCACCCGCACUCCCUGACGCGCGACGAGUUCAUAGCCAUGUUCACCGCCGACAGGCCCGUAUGCUUCAACUACCACGGCUACGCCACCGAGCUGCAGGGCCUGCUUUUCGGCCGGCCGAACAUGGACCGCAUCAGCAUUGAGGGCUAUCGCGAGGAGGGCAGCACGACGACGCCGUUUGACAUGAUGCUCGUCAACUGCGUCAGUCGGUUUGACGUCGCGGCGAGGGCGCUUCGCGGCGGGGCCGCAUUCAAUGACAAGGUGAAGACGGAGCUGGACCGACUGUUGAAAGAGAUCGAUGGCCGCGUUGAGACGAUUCGGGACUUCAUCAACAAUGAGGGCAAAGGUCAGCUUUCUUCGCCGUGUGCACGCACUCUGUGA